Molecule: messenger RNA, 1895 nt
Organism: Paramecium pentaurelia
Lineage: Eukaryota; Ciliophora; Oligohymenophorea; Peniculida; Parameciidae
Source: the annotation of a GenBank genome assembly
AUGAAUUAGGAAUGUGUAGAAUGCCAAAAGAAAGAUCAAAAAAUUAAAGAAUUGAAAUAAAAGAUUGCAGAGUUAGAAGAAUAGAUCGAAACCUUUGGACCUGAGUUUUCAUAAGUUAAAGGACUUGAUGAAAAUUCACAAAAGCUUUUGAAGGAAAACAUACAAAAGGCCAUAGGAGAUUUAAUUGGUUAAGAUCCUAAUAAACUUAAGUAAACUAGAAAUGCAUACUCUUAGAACAAAUUAAUUAAAAGCUCCUUUUUAAAGAACUUAAACAAGCAAUUUGACUGAAUUUUUAAGAUAACCUAACAUUGAUGAAUAACACACUUAUCUUGGAUAAAGAUUUUUUGAACAUUUUCUAAUUAUUGGACCUGAUCUAGAAGAAUUAUAAUAAGUUAAUAAACAUACAAAUGAAAUCAUAGUCAAACCUAAAAUUCUAUAUUAAUUUCCUAAUGUUAAUGAACAUCUAUAGUAAUCAAUUUCAAGUAUUUUAGUGAUGUUGUUCCAAUCUAUACAUUCCCUAAUGGUAUCUUAGCAAAAAAGCUAGAGACAUCUGUUCAUAAUUUUAAUGAUAAAGUAUUACCAGAAUUAAAGCAAAUUAUUAUGCAAACUCUUUAAUUAACUAAAGGAGAUAAUGAAUAUUCCAUAACAAUACCUAGAGAAGAUAUUUAAGAUAAUAGUAGAAUGACUGUAAGUGAAUUUGUAUAAGAAUCCAAUCCAAAUGUCUUUAGGAACAUUAUUUGCUUUGAAAUUAAUGAAUUUAUUUGUUUAGAUCCUAAAACAUAUGGUUGUUGGUUAUGUCCAAUUGUUCAUUGUUUUGUAAGUUAUUACCCAUUUAUUAAAUUCUUUUUAAAGGAGAAUGCUAAUAUUUGGAAUUAAUUAAAAUUAGAAAGAAUUGAACCUUGUCUUAGUGAGACAUCUAGUCAUGAAGUAUUAAAAAGAGAUUUUAUUUAUAUGAAAAAUAAAUUGAAUACUAUUAUAGAUAGAUUAUUUGCUUUAAGAAGCAUUUAAGUAACUUAUGAUUAGAAAUAUUAAUUAAAUGAAAUUUAAAUUCAAACACCAAAAAAAGAUAGUGCAUAAUACUUAUAAUUUUUAUGGGGUUGUGAUUAAACUUUCCAAAAUUUAUCAUUUAAAGAAUUAAUUUAUUUAAUUUCACAUGUUUUAUUAUCUUAAAGAGUUAUACUUUUUUGUAAAAAGAAAUCAGUUCUAUCUCAUAUUAUGUUAACUAUUAUUUCACUUAUGCAUCCUUUCAAUUAUAAAUUACCAUUUUGUAUAUUUAUACCAGAUGAAUUGAUUGAUAGAUUAGCAGCUCCAUGUCCAUAUUUUUUUGGAGUUGUUGGAGAAUAUGAUAAUUAUUGUUAAAGAAUUGAAGAAGCUUAAUAAGAAGAUAUUACUAUGUUUGGUAAUUAAUUAAUUUUAUUUAAGAUAUUAAUACAAAAAGAGUUUAUUUUUCAAAAAAUUAAAGUAGAGAUUUGAAGAAGUGUAUUGCUCCAAUUAAAAGAAAUUCGCAUUUAAAAUAAUUAUAUAGUGUAAUCAAUAAUUCCAGAGAAAAUGCUUUUAAAUAAAUUGGAAAACAUAAACUAUAAAAGCUUGAGAAAUCUGGAAGUUCUAAUUAAAUAUUUAAAGAAAAUGAAAAAUAAUAUAUGCAAUUACUAAAGGAUAUUGCAAAGUCAUUCUAAACAUUUUGGCAUUCAACAGUUACAUAACAUAUUCCUGUUGAUAGAAAAUUUAUUAAAACUGGUAGUAUGGCUGCAUUGAAUUUGCAAUUACUUUCGGAAGUCAUGUUAUCAAAAUGUCCAAAAGAUUCUAAAAGAUUUAUCAAAGAAUUAAUUUAAAAUCCUACAUUUACAGGUUAUUUAGAUGAACUUUAUGAAGGUAUUUAUUAAUAAAAUUAAUGA